This is a messenger RNA of Brienomyrus brachyistius, 2061 nucleotides long. It is a transcript of the gene ccdc175, whose product is annotated as coiled-coil domain containing 175. The transcript has 14 exons. NCBI's taxonomy places the organism in Eukaryota, Metazoa, Chordata, Actinopteri, Osteoglossiformes, Mormyridae. The record is from RefSeq and is a predicted model, not a curated record. The coding region runs from base 498 to 1979 and encodes 493 amino acids.
CCUGAAGAAAAUAUCAGCCACCCUGAUAGAGCUGGAGGCGUCUAGGAGGGCGGCGCACGAGCGACUCGAGGUGGAGAGCAUACAGACAAGCAAGAUGCGCCUACAUGUGGCGCAACUCGAAGAGCGCAUCGCGCAGGAAAUUGCGGGUACAAUAAUGCAGCCCAUUAAUCUAUUGUCUGUGUGACGUGUAAAUUAAUGCUGUACGGUUUUCGCAACAGCAACUCAAGAUCAGGCGUGUUUCCCCGUAUAUGCAGACACCAGGGCACCCAGAACCACGUGCAUCCAGUCUUCUAUUAAAGGUCCAACAGUUUACCUGGUUAAUAACUAACCUUUCUGUGCCGCAGCGAGAAACUCCAAUGUGGACCUUAUAGAUGCAUUGCAGGCGGAGAUAAAGGACACAUCGCAAAACGUCGAGUACAUGGAGAAAAGGCGAGAACUUGAAGAACUAAAUUCACCUAUCCUUUAAGUAAUCUGGAUUUAGGAGCGAGAGGGAGUUUAUGAAACCAAGCCACGAACAUGCUAUCAAACAGCCACACUGUCGCCGGUCACGGAAAGCAAGCAAGCAAAUAUUUAUCAACGACACCAAUAAAAAAAUCCAGAGCUUAAGGAAACAAAUUGGUCAAGCAAAAAAAGCUCAGGAAGAUCUGAAAGACUGCAUGGUUCAAAUAAGAUGCAAGUUUACUGAACGGAAGCAAACACUUACAAAUGGAAUCACCCACAUGAAGCAGUGUAUCUCCAGCCUGGACACCAAGAUUCAGCUCCUCCACAGGCAGCUGGGAGAGUCGCAGACAGAGGUGCAGCAGCCUGGCAGCGUGAAGGAUUUCCACAAUAUGGAGCUGGCUGAAUUGUGGGGGACUUUUGAGGAGUCUCGGGUCCUACAGGAGCAGUUAAAGGUGAAGAGGGAGAUGGUGGAUUCCAAUCAGGCUCAUCAGCAGGCCCUCAUCAAUCCAAUGGAGCUGUUGAAUACCCAGACGAAAGCAGAGAAUGAGCGUUGGAAGUCUCACCUCAGCAUGAGCAGACAGGAGGCGGUGCGGAGCCAAGCAGAUGUGAUCUGGAGAUCUUCAGAAGACUUGCACAAAGCGGAUGAGGAACAUGAAAGGGAGAUCACCGAGACCAUCAAGUACAACAGGAAGAAACAGGCAGAUCUACAAGAGGAGCACCAGCUGAUGGAUCCUUCAGAUGAAGACCUCAGCAAGACCCUGGAGAUCACAGAGGAACAAUACCAACGCAUGCAAGCUUCCGGCACUGCUGCAAUAGAAGAAUUGAUGAGAGAAGCUGAAUCUGUAGAGGAGAAGCUGCUGAAGAAAGAAGAGGAACUAAGGGUGCAAGAGUCUGUCCUGAAGGAGGUGGAGGCCAGGCAUGACAUGGAGCAGGCCUCCUGGAAGACGGGGAGGUCACACCUUGAAGAGUUGAACUGCAAGAGAAGCCAGCUGGAGAAGUCCAUCCAGCAGCUGAGAGAGGAAACAGAGGCACUUUUACAUCCAAAGGAGGCCUUAAAGCAGAAGAUAAAGAGGCUGAACGCUCAACAUGUGCAACUGCUGAGAGCACAAGCGCUGGAGAUAAGCACCAUGGAGAAGAGGAGCUACGAGGACAUCGUGACGCUGGAGCGGUUCAGCCUGGAGAACAGCCGGCUGCGAACAAACAUUAAGCAGAUGAAGGCAGACAUACGCAAUACCAACAGAGAGAAAGAGAAGCGGAAUAGAGAAGCAGCGCACCUCAGGCACGAGCUGCAGUCCUUACACGAACAUGUCCUGGAUGCCUGGAAAACAGACCUCUUCAUCUCGGAGGAACACGCAAAGACCAACCAGACGGUCCUCCAAGCCAUCAACCAGGUUGGGUUAGAGGUCCAGGAGCGAAAGAACAAGGUUGAAGAGCUUGGUGAGAAGCUGAGGAUACAGGUGGAGGGUGCAGCUCCCCUGUUAAGACGUACUGCAGGCAAAUCACAUUUGAAUGCAUUGAGUUAUGACCAUGAAGCCUAAUGCCAUAGAAUAGGAUCGUACCAUACAAAAUUAGAAUUUCAUGGACAAUCAGCCAAUAAUAAAGCAGUGGUUCUGAAAUCCA